AUGACUCAAGACGAGAAACCCCACGACGAAGACAAGCAGAAAUUGAAAAACGACUUGCCCACGCCAGAGCAAACCCAGCAACUCGAGGAUGCAGUGCGCAAGCUAUUGAACCCUAAUGGUGAAAACCCCAACAUGGACCAGUACGUCACCAACACCUUCAACUACAUCUCCAAUAUGUUUAACAAAAUGCAGAAUGCCUCUGAUCCUGAAGCAGCAUCUAAAGAAAUUGCUGAGGAUUUGAAGCUGAAAUUUGAAAACUGGGCAGAGGGUCAGAAACAGAAGCAGGCCCAGAAUGAGACGGGGCAGGAGGCCAUCACCAAUGAAAAAAUAUAG
This is a messenger RNA of Sungouiella intermedia, 333 nucleotides long. The record is from the annotation of a GenBank genome assembly. NCBI's taxonomy places the organism in Eukaryota, Fungi, Ascomycota, Pichiomycetes, Serinales, Metschnikowiaceae.